AUGUCCAGUGCCUCACCCAUGACCCUCACGCCCCGUGCCUCACCGACCGACCUCAUGCUCCGUGCCUCACUGACCGGCCUCAUGCCCAGCACCUUACCCACUGAACUUAUGCCGAACACCUUACCCACUGAACUUAUGCCGAGCACCUUACCCACCGCCCUUAUGCCCAGUGCCUCACCCAUGGCCCUUAUGCCCAGUGCCUCACCCAUGGCAAUUAUUCCCAGUGCCUCACUUAUGGUCCUUAUGCCCAGUGCCUCACCCAUGGCCCUUAUGCCCAGUGCCUCACCCAUGGCCCUGAUGCCCAGCACCUUACUCACCGCCCUUAUGCCCAUAGUGCCUAACCCCUAG
Procambarus clarkii (red swamp crayfish) is the source of this 348-nucleotide messenger RNA. The record is from RefSeq and is a predicted model, not a curated record. NCBI's taxonomy places the organism in Eukaryota, Metazoa, Arthropoda, Malacostraca, Decapoda, Cambaridae.